Cylicocyclus nassatus is the source of this 1038-nucleotide messenger RNA. The record is from the annotation of a GenBank genome assembly. Lineage: Eukaryota; Metazoa; Nematoda; Chromadorea; Rhabditida; Strongylidae.
AUGCGGAUGACCAAGACAGAAUAUGGGUACCGGGAACAGAUCUCUGUGGUCCAAACAUCUGCAAGUAAAACUCUUGAUAAGGGUGCUUGCGUGGCGCUUUUGUCGAAAGAAGUUUGGGCUUUUAAAAUGAAGGCCCCUCUAUACAUGGCAGUUGCUGGCUCCAUCCGAGAGAAGAAUAUCACACUUGUUGUCAGGUGCGACCGCAGAUGUCUGAUAUCGAGCCAUACGUAUUCACCUGAAUCGUCAACGCAGCAGGUCCUUGGGCUAGAAAGAUUGCCGAACUGGCAGGGCAAAGGCAAAGGGAUGCUGCCAGUCCCAGUUCCCAUUGGCCCACAAAGCCGAACAAAUUUUGUUAAACAUGCACCGGAUGUUCCAGUCGAUAUACCGGCUAUAGUAGACCCUUGCGAAUUCCAUCUAAGGAGGAAGACAUCGAUGACCGAGAAUCUUUGGAAGGAUUGCAAUGAAUUUUAUGUAAAUAUUUGGCCGGUUUUGGUGCGGAGAACCCCUGCUUUUCAGUCGGCAAAGAUAAAAUCAGCUUGGUGUGGCUUGCAAGAUGUAAACACAUUCGAUUCUGCGCCAGUUAUCGGAGAGCUUCCCUUUUACCAAAAUCUUUUCAUGAUGUGUAGAUUCAGUGGAAGCUGUGAUUGCCCCAACGAUUCAUUAAGAGAAUCGAGAUGUCAAGGAACAGCGAGGAACCUCAAAAGGAGUAACAUAAAGACGGAAUCUCUAGACAACAUCAUGACAGUGCAGCGUAAUGGGCCUAGCAUCCUAACAGUCAAACUUCAACAGUUAGCACUCCAAUGGAUGCAUCCUGCACCGGGUAUUGGGCUGGAUCCGGGUAUGCCAUCGAAUCUAGCUAGAGAAGACAGCCUCAUGAAAGCAGUAAAAGAAAACAUUGCAAAAGGAGAUGCAUAUGAGUUGGCCAAGCUCCAUGUAAGGCGCCACAUGGUGGUUCACGGUCUAAAUGCACGAAAGGACACGGAGGAAAUUGAAAACCGGCUUUUGCAAGAAGAACUUGCUAAGAUGAACAUUUUUUAA